Messenger RNA from Emiliania huxleyi CCMP1516, 3654 nucleotides. RefSeq lists its product as hypothetical. Lineage: Eukaryota; Haptophyta; Isochrysidales; Noelaerhabdaceae. The transcript has 2 exons. The coding region runs from base 1 to 3654 and encodes 1217 amino acids. The record is from RefSeq and is a predicted model, not a curated record.
AUGGCACCAGCUCGCAACAGCACCGUGACGGUCGUGACGGACUACAAGCCUCCGCCUCCUCCGUCAGCGGCCAAGCCACCACCACCACGAGCGCCGCUACAUCCUCUGUGCGCCGCUCUGAUCUUCUGCCUCGCCGUCGCAGCAGCAACAGAGGGCGCGAUCAUCGCGCUCCUGCUCUUGAGAUCGGAGGAGGAAGAAGCACCAGCAUUGGCCGUCAAGCGAUGCGGCGUCGGUGGUGCCGGGAAGUGCAUGCUGAUCGGCGCACCGUCCUGUGACGCCUGGUUCUCUGACGAAGCGAACUGGGCGUGUGAUUUUGGCCAUGCCUGCUGUGCGGCCACCGACAAGCCAGUGAUCUCCAUCCGCCAAGCGGUCGAAGGCAACUGUGAGGAUCUCGACGGUAGCGAUGUAAAGGGCGUCGCGCGAUCUUCGAUGUGCUCCGCCGACGCCGCCUCAAAUGCCACUGCCUGCGACGUGGAGCUCUCUUGCGGCUCGAUUGUCAUCGCCGCGACCCUCAUCUUUGCGGGAGCGGACGACAUGCAGACGGCAGCAGCAUGGCUUACAAGCGUUCUCUCAACUCUCGAGGGUGCAACCGAUUUUUGGGGUCUUCCUCCAGGGUUUACCAUUGCCCAGAUACCGACCCUGUCAGUGUGGGCGGCGGAGGCCCACGACGCCGAGUGCCCCACCUGCUCCUGCGGCGACCGGAUCGGCUGGCUGCAGGACUCUUCAGAUGGGCCUCAGGUGAACGAGGUUGACGCUUGCGCCCGGGUCGCCGGCGCGGAGUUUCCAGCCGCUUGCGGCGGCUGCAACCCCGGCCUGCGCGUCACGAUGGCGCCGGUCGCACUCAACGGCGGCCGAAUCGCCUACAUCUUGACAGCGGCUGGAGCUCUUCCAGGAUACACCUCUGGCGGCACUGCAACCGCCGAUAGACGCACCAUCUACUACUUCUUACCGGACGGCGAUGGGAGUGCAGAGCCCACCUACAACGGCGACCGAUGGCCGAUCGUCUAUGUCCCCCAAGGAGCGACCAUCACCGCAGACCCAUCUGUGACAGCAAUCGUGAGCUCGCGCGUCACAACCCGGAGGCUGAUCGACGGCAGCUUUGUCGAGGCAGAAGUGCUGCUGGUCAACGGAAGGCCAGCGUACCAAUACUCGAUGGACACGACGCCAGAGGCGGCCAACGGGAACGGUCUGGGCGACGUCUGGUUCUGGUUUGAGGAGUCCAUCUCGCAAGAGGAGCUACCACCUCCAGCACCUAUCCUCGCCUCGUCGCCGCCACCCCCGUCACCACCCCCCGUGGCGAGUCCACCACCUCGCACAAUCAGCAACGAGUGUCCGGCAGCGAGUCCCGCCUGCACUGCGCCGUCCGGGCAGGAUUGGGUCAUCACCACCUCAUGCACCAUCCAAGCAGGCUCCUACUCCGCUCGCAAGGUGCUCAUUUCCGACGGAGCCAUCGUGUCCGUCGAGCAGGACGCCUCUGUCACGAUGGACCUCUCCGGCGGGCUCCUCGUCGGGUCCAACUCCGAGCUGUGGAUCGGCUGUGAGUCGACCCCCUUCACUGGAACGUGGACGCUGACCUUCAACGGACGGAGGGAGGACCUCGGCAACACGGAGCGGUGGCUCUCUGUCGACUACAGUGACUACGGCCUGCCGCCACGCUUCGAGGUGUGGGCAAACGCCCUGGUCGCCUCACACGGCGCGCGGCUUGAGAUCCACGGCGCUCCCAAGACGUCCUGGACCAGGCUGCGUGAGGACGCAGGCGUUGGCGCCACCACGCUAACACUGGAAGAGGGCCCCGUCGGUUGGGCGCCUGGGGACGAGAUCGUCAUCGCGGGGACCGGAGUAAACGGGGGCUCGGAGCGCGCGACCGUGGCGUCGGUGGCGGGCGAUGCCGUGACCCUACAGAACGGACUGACUAACUUUCACGAGGGCAGCUGGCCCGGCCGCGGCGCGAGGCUCAACGGCGAGGUGGGUAUGCUCAGCCACAACGUGCGCUUCACUAGCGGUUUCGACCUGGGCGCGUGCGAGAACGCCUUUGGCGGAACGGGCCUGUCGGCCCGCACGGACGAGCAGACAAAGAACAGCUGCUUUGGUGGGAAUGUCGCCUUCCUGCAGCAUUCAAUCGUCCACGUCGAAAACGCUGAGUUCUCCAAGCUCGGGCAGGCGCUGGUCAUGGGCCGCUACAGCCUGCACUUUCACCUUGCAGGAGACGCCUCGGGGAGCUACUUGCGCGGCAACGGCAUCCACCACAGCAACAACCGCUGCAUCGUGCUGCACGGCGUCUUCAACGCCGAGCUGGAGGGGAACGUGUGCGUCGACAACAGGGGCCACAACCUCUACCUCGAGGACGGCAUCGAGGUGGGGAACGCCGUCGUCGGGAACCUAGUCGUCAACCCCCGCAGCUCUGCCACAAUCUGCACCGACAAGAUCGGAGCCGAGGGCGGAGCGGCCGGCAUCUGGAUCACGAACCCGAACAACACGUUCACCGACAACGCCGUCGUGGGCGCGGCGUUCGGUGCGUGGUUCACGUUUCCGACGGUGGACGACUCGCAUCCAUUCACCGGUGAGAAGCGCGGCCAGCUCGGGGGCGUGUUUGGCGCGAGCGCCGCCUACUUUCGCGACCCUCUCAGCGGGUACGGUCCGGCACACUGGGUGGUGCAGCAGGAGCAGACGCGCACGCCCGUCGCCGCUUUUCACCGCAACACCUUCAAGGACUCGGCCCGGAUGGGCAUCACGGUCGACUUUAGGGUGCACGACUCGGAGGACGCGUACAUUCCGUGCCUCGACAAGGCCGCAUACGUGGAGAGCUCUUGCCCGACCUGCGCCAACGUCGGGCACACCUUCUCGUGGGGCCCGGCCACGUACGACGUGAGCGCCCCGCCGGCGCAGCGCGAGUACCAGCCCGCGAAGCAGACCUUCGAGGACAUCAUCGUGGCGUACACUCGGAGCCUGUACGGCGAGGGCUUCUCGUACUGGGCGACGGGCGGUCUGGUCAGCUUCGAGCGCUCCAUCUUUGUGGACAACCAGCAGGGCUCCUCUCUCGGCUUUACGGGCGAGUGCGCGUCGGGCAUUGCCUUUGGGAGGGGCGGCGCCAACGUGCAGUUCAGCAAGGCGCUCUUCCUCAACGGCCCGGCGCCCUUCAAGCUGUAUGACGGCGGCUACCACUGCGUGGACUGCCGCUGGGCCGGGCUCGACCACCUCGUCACGAUGCGGCCGGGAAGCCCAGGGAACGUCAACGGCGUGCUCUUGGAGCGGUCCGCGCCGCUUGGCUGGAUCGGCUCGGACCGGGACGACCCAUUGCUCGGCUGGAUUUGGGACUCGAACAAGGUGGACAUCGCGCCAGCGGCGGUGGAGGUCGCCAACCUGGUGGACUGGACCUCGGGCUUCAUUCAGAAUAGCUGGCAGGGCGAGGACGUCAACCUCGUCUCCACGGACGGGCUCGGCGGCACGGUGCGCGGCGGCGCCUUCACGCAGUGGGUCCGCAGUGGGGACCCCGGGGCAAACCAGGGCUGGGGCUACGGCGCGAUCGUCAACGGGGCGCCGAGCUUCAAGCAGUUCUACCCGUGCAUGGGGAACGUCUACCACUGGUGCGGCGACGGGCGCUCGUGCGAGCCGCACGCGUACGGGCGGGACGUGCCGGGCGCGCCGUGGCUGUGA